CCGAACCGGGCCGAACGCUCCGAUCGCGCCCGAAGGCGGGUGGGCGGGGCGAGUGGCCGCGCGCGGGCUGCCGGGACGUCGGAGGACCGGCGGGCGGGGGUGUUAAGAUGGCGGUGCCGAGCCGAGGUGAGCCGUGUCGCGAUAGCAACACGAUAGCGACACGACAGUCCUUUCCGGGGCACCGGGGGGAUGUCUCCCACCGUGCUAGAGGUGACGUCUCGCGGGGGGACACGACUAGAGCGAGGCGGGGCCGAGGUCGAGCCCGGCCCCGUUGGCAUAUCGCGACAACCCCGAGAAGCUGAGGCAAAUCCCGGUGGCGCCGUGAGCAGGGACUUGGCGCAUGUGCGGAUUGAGGAGAACCUUAACCCCGGGAAAUCCGGAUCUUUGCUUCUAUUUAGGAACUGCUGGAAUGAAGAGGGGAAAAAAAAUCGUCCUUAGUGUGGUCAAAAUCAUUGAUUUCCAAGUCUUUCACAGAGGUCAAAGUUUUCUUCCAUAACGGUGAAUUUCUGUCUUGGGAAGAACAUCAGAGAUUGUAUCCUUUCUGUACCACUGCUCCCACCAUGCAAGAAUCCUGGAGAAGACUACCUCAAGUGGAUUGCUGUCUUUUGCCCAGUAACUCUGCACAGUGCUGGGUUUGCACUCCUGAAUGUUCCAUCAGUGUCAUCCCCAGGAAGCACAGCUGGGACCUCCUGGCUUCCAAGGGAAGAUGUUUUGUGUGGGUUUAGCUGAGAUUUGCCCCUGAUGGGCUCCUGCAGAAACCCCUUUAGCCCCUCCGCAGUCAUGACUUAACCCAUUUUUUUAGGAAAGGAGGUUAAAAAUUGUAUUUAUGGACUGGUGUACACACCCCGUGCAUCACAGCUCACAGACAGCUGACACAGCUGACAAGGGGUAGUAAAAGCAGCUCUCAGUAGCAACUUCCUCCUCUCUUAUGAUCCUGCUUUAUGUAAAUGGGAUUUAUUACAUCUUCUACUUCCUGGCGACUCUUGCAAUGAUUAUUUACAAAAGUCAAGUUUUCAGUUAUCCAGAUGAUCUUUUGGCUCCUGAUCUUGCCGUGCUUUUCCUUAUGGCCAUUCUGGAAGUGCCUCGAUUGUACUUGGGUUUCAAGGGUAACCUGACAGAAGCGGAGGCGCCGCUGGGGCUGAGCCUGGGGCUCACGGUGGGCAGCGUGGUGCUGUGUGUGUACCUGCUGCUGUGGCAGACCUACGUGCUGUGGGCAGAUGUGCUCCUCAAUGCGCUGCUGCUCUCGGCCUAUGGACUCGAGUCGGGGCUCAAGGUCAUGGCCAUCGCUGCCUUUGUCAGCUGAGCCCGGCCCCUUCCCACAUGCCUGCCACACAUUCCUUCUCUGAAAGAGUGGGGCUUUAUUUCCACUAUGGAAUUCCUUUGUAUGUAAAUACCCUGUAAAGCUUCUCUCUGUUUAAAUUAGAAGUUUUGGGGACAUAGAUAUCCUGCCCAGGAGCUGUGUGAUGCUGUCCACCAUUGGCUUAUUUAUGGGCAAAGGCAAGGGAUGAAUUGCAAAACACUUAACACUCUGGCAUUCAGCAGGGAUCAGUACUAAAUAUCCAUUCCCAGCACAGGAUAGGAGCCAGUGCUGCUGGCAUGGUGGGAGUUUUCAUGGCACAGCAGCAACAUGCAGCCCAAAUGACACAGAAAUGAAUCAGGCCAGGGCUCACUUGUGCUUUGCCACGCACACGUCCGUGUUUGAGGGCAUGGCUGCUCUGCUGCUCUCAUUUGUGUUUCCAGACCUCAGUGGUAAUUUCCCUGACUUUAGUAGGGCAGAAGCUGAUGUAUCCCAGUGGGGGAGAGUAGAACUGGGUUUUGUGCAUACCUGGAGAGCCAAGCUACAAGGUUUGGCAGCCAGUUUUUACACAUUAUUUGAGGGGAUGUUUGGUUAAACAGGAUGGUUUUAAAAUGAACAAAACCAUUCACCAUUCAUUCUCCCUUCUGUCCUGUUUAAAAGUCCAACAGAAUGUUAGCAGCUUUAUUUCUAUUUGGUGUUAAAUGUGCUUAUUUCUACUAUUUUUCAAAAAUUAGUACAUUCAAGCCUUUUCUAACUGGUGCAAGUGCAGAGUUUUUUACUGUCUCAAAAAUAUGUUGUAAUGGAAAGCUUUGGGCGUUCCUGGGUUUUUGAAGAAGCCUAUUUUCUAUUCGGAAUUUACUAUUUUUAUAUUUAUUUAUUCAUUCAAAUAAAUGAUGUUUUGGAUCUAA
Poecile atricapillus (Black-capped chickadee) is the source of this 2205-nucleotide messenger RNA. It is a transcript of the gene TMEM80, whose product is annotated as transmembrane protein 80. NCBI's taxonomy places the organism in Eukaryota, Metazoa, Chordata, Aves, Passeriformes, Paridae. The transcript is spliced from 5 exons. The record is from RefSeq and is a predicted model, not a curated record. Gene Ontology annotation, biological process: non-motile cilium assembly. Gene Ontology annotation, cellular component: ciliary transition zone. Bases 929 to 1303 code for a protein of 124 amino acids.